UCCUAUCGGGAUUCAGAGUCCCGUUACCGCUGCGGUGCUGAAGAUAUUACAACCGCUACGAUGGCCCAGCUCCCGGACACAAGCACCCAAUCUAACUACUUCCAGGUCGCGACCGAGCACGUCGCGUUUGUCUGGACGAUCGACUGGGAUGCGAAGAAGAUCGUCGGAUCAGCCACGCAUACCCUGAGGAUAAAGGAGGACGGCGUUAAGGAGGUCAUCUUUGAUACUUUUGAUUUGGCGAUCAAGACCGCCGAGGUGGAGGGGAAGUCCGUUUCGUAUGAUCUAGGGGAGAAGCAUGGAGUGCUAGGCUCAGCUCUGAGCUUACCCCUCCCAUCGGGACUUAAGUCUGGGUCUACUGUCUCUGCCAAGAUUACAUACGAAACGGGGUCUGGCGGCACGGCCCUGCAAUGGCUCGAGAAGGGGCAGACACAAGGGAAAAAGUUCCCCUACCUCUUUAGCCAAUGCCAAGCUAUCUUAGCUCGCGCCGUCGCUCCGUUACAAGACACGCCAUCCCUAAAGAUUACCUACGAAGCACAGGUUUCGUCCGUCCUCCCGGCUCUCAUGUCCGCGAUCCGUGUCUCUCCCCCAGCAGAAGGUCCCCCUCAUGACGGAAAAGUCAUAGGCAAGGACGUAGUAACAUAUGUAUAUAAGCAGCCCGUUUCCAUACCAUCCUAUCUGCUCGCCAUAGCGAGUGGUAAUAUCCAUUACCGGGCGUUCCAGGUGCCGGAAGGUAAAACGUGGAAGAGUGGUCUUUGGGCAGAGCCUGAAACGCUGGACGCCGCAUACUGGGAGUUCAAGGAGGAUACCACCAGAUAUUUGGCGACAGAGGAGAGCGUCAUCGCGCCGUAUCUGUUCAGUGUCUACGACGUUCUGGUACUUCCUCCCUCGUUCCCCCUCGGAGGCAUGGAGAAUGCCUGUUUGACAUUCCUGACGCCUACUCUUCUCGCGGGUGACCGGUCUCUCGUCGACGUCGUCGUCCACGAAUUGACCCACUCUUGGUUCGGGAACCUUGUGACUGCACACUCAUGGCACUAUUGGUUGAACGAGGGAUGGACGACGUACAUGGAGCGGGUCCUCCUAGGAAAAUUACACUCGGAGGCAGAGCGCGGUUUCUCCUACCUCAUCGGGUCGAAAGCCCUGCGUGACGCGCUGAGAGAAAACCAGGAUACGCCGAAGUACCAGCGCCUUGUCAUCGAACUCGAAGUUGGCGAGGACCCAGACGAUGCCUACAGCACAGUUCCCUAUGAAAAGGGUUCAAAUUUCCUCCUGUACCUUGAGAGAACAUUGGGUGGCCUCGACGUUUUCUUACCCUACGCGAGCGACUACGUAAACACUUUCAAGGGUCAGAGUAUAACCAGCGAUCAAUGGAAGGCUCAUCUGUACGAUUACUUCCGAAAGCGCGGCGCGGACGAUAAAAUAAAAGCAUUGGAUAGCGUGGACUGGAAUGCAUGGCUAUACGGAGAAGGUCUUACUCUCCCUGAACAAAUCGAGUACGACACCACCCUAGCCAAACGAGUUUACGCUCUGGCCGAACGCUGGAACUCGGCGCGUUCUGUGAAGGACGUAGCAGACCUCGACUUCCAAGAGAGUGACAUAGAGUCGUUCAGCUCAAACCAGAAAGUGCUGUUCCUUGAUACCCUGCAAUCUUACCCGGCCCUUCCUGCUUCUCAUGUUGCUCAUCUGGGCAAGUUGUAUGGCCUGGCUACGUCAGGCAAUGCAGAAAUCCGAUACCGAUUCUACGGAGUUGCCCUCCUUGACCCGUCAUCGGCCGCUGCAAAGGAGUGGGCAGAGACGGCUAUCAAGUGGGUCAACGGUGAGGACGGGACCGGGGUCAUCAAGGGACGGAUGAAGUUCUGCAGACCCACAUACAAGGCGGUGUACAAAGUGGACAAGAAGUUGGCUAGGGACGCGUUUGCAAGGUCGAAGGAUGGGUUCCAUCCGCUAGCGAGUAAAAUGAUUGCGAAGGACCUCGAACUUGCAUAAGCCUUGUGAUGUGUUCCCCUCAUGAACGCUCAGGACGUUCGUAUUGUAUCAUAAUGCGAGGUGUGUCAAGUGGAAGAUCCUAUCUACGUUGCAAUCCAAACCGAAGUCGAUCAUGUACCUGUAUCAUUACUGCUCGCCUACUUGAAAUCGCCCCACAAGUCCCCGAAAACAUCGUCCUUCUUCUGAGUCUGAGCAGGCGCGGUAGUCGAGAACGGCGAGCCAAAGAGAUCGUUGCUCGCAGCAGCAGGAGCCGUAGUAGCCGCCGAUGAGCUCCAGACAUCAUUCAUGGCAAACAACGAAUCUUGCUGAGCUGCUGGUGCGGGCUGGCUUGCAGGGUUAGACCACAAGUUACCCUGAGCCGGGGGGACGGGUGCGCUCCAUCCUGAACUGGCUCCCCACAUCCCGGCGCCGUUGGUACCCAUCAUACUGACACUACUCUGGGACUGGGUAUGUGCAUGAGUCGGCUGGG
Molecule: messenger RNA, 2452 nt
Organism: Gloeophyllum trabeum ATCC 11539
Lineage: Eukaryota; Fungi; Basidiomycota; Agaricomycetes; Gloeophyllales; Gloeophyllaceae
Exons: 15
Coding region: 61-1983 (640 amino acids)
Biological process (GO): proteolysis
Cellular component (GO): cytosol
Molecular function (GO): epoxide hydrolase activity; zinc ion binding; aminopeptidase activity
Source: RefSeq, a predicted model, not a curated record